UGAUACUUCUGCAAGGGUCAUGUUCACUGCAACUGGGUAUCAAGUCACUUGGAAAACGUGCCCGCUAGCAUUGUGAUAGCAGGAUUGAAUCAGAAAAUUUCUUAUUUUAGGCCAAAAAUAGAUAUUGUAUCAUUGUCACAAGUCAAAAUGGCGCGUUGGAAAUUCACGGAAAAACGUAAUCUUACACUUUUUGCUUUCUCAACACGAAUGUUCUUCAUGGGCGUUGAAUACGCGGUCAUAUUUCCUUCUGUUUGGCUGUAUUUGAAGAUAUUCCACGUCGAGUACUGGUAUCUUGGGUUAGUUUUAUCAGCGUAUAAUAUGGUUGGUAUUAUUAGCACAGCCAUCGUUGGCCAUCUUGUCGACGUCAGUAGGAAAGUGCGUUUUACAGGCUUUCUUUGGAAUUUGGCUGAAAUAUCAGGAAACUUUAUCUACGCGAUGCCAUUUUAUGUUGGAUUGCCUCUGAUCGGCAGAAUGAUUGCUGGGUUUGGGGAAGGUUUUAUAUCAGCAAUGUGGGGAGAGCUUGCUAGAGUCACAACCACUGAACAAAGAACAAGAUACUUUGCGAUUCUUAAAGGCAGCAACCUCUUAGGAGCUGCGAUAGGACCGGCAUUCAAUUUAUUUUUAAAAGAAAUUAACUUUAAUAUCGGUGAAUGGCCAAUUGAUUUCCGUACCUCCCCUGGUUUUGUGAUGGGUUUAAUAUGGAUUCUUGUCACAAUUCUUAUGUUAAUCUGUGUUUUUGAUCUCUCAUGGGAGCUUCAAAACAAUCCUGAUUAUCAGCUGCUAGAAGAAGAAGAAGAGAUAACCAAACUGAAACCUAAUGGAAGAAAGAAAAAGAAGAAGAGGAAGAAGAAGGAAGAAAGGAGAGCCAAGACUUCAUCAAUGUCAUCUAAAGAAAGCCCUCCGCAGCUUCGACAGACGCCGGAAGAAAGCACUCCUCCGCCUGAAAAGAAAGCACCAACUAGUCUUUUCAGACAAGCUCAACAACAAACGAGUCCCAAAAAGACAAUUUUGUCAAUAGCAAAUGAAGCUAUUGAUUCGAAAAAAACAGGGGAGGUAGCAAGCCUCGAGAAAGAUUCGCCAGAGAAAAUCGUGAACUCUGGCAUUAAGAGCUUUUCUACUGAUGACUCUGGUGACGAGCAACAAGAUCGUAAAAUGUAUUACACUACCAAAGAUAAUAUAACCUUCUGUCCCGAGGUGCCAGAUCUAUCUGAAAUGUAUAGCUCUUCUGAUGAAGCCGAAAAACCGUCGACACCAAAACAACAACGAAAUCCUUUUGAAAGUUCUGAUUCUACAAGUAGUUUCGAAAGUGAUCUCGACGCUGAGGAUUUCGAUAAAGUUACUUUCAAGUCUGCAAUUUUAGACAUGUUUACAAAAGUACAUGUUGUCGUGUUGAUUUAUUUGCUGUUCUUCAUGUAUAUUAUCCACACUUGUCUACAAGGUAUCUCACCUCUCAUCGCUGAGUACAUGUUAUCUUGGAGUGAGACCCAGGUUAGUGUGUUGUACACAGCCUGGGGUUUAGAAAUUAUUCUUGUUCUCGUGGUUGUUUGGUUGAUUGCACCAAAAGUCGAGGAUCGAAUUAUCUUGGUAUGUGCAGUGAUGUGUGGUUGCCUUUCAUCUUUAUGUUUUAUCAUUCUAAGUUAUUCGAAACCUGGGUCUAACAUGUCAUUGUACAGCUUUCUCUUCACUGUUCUGUUUGCUGGCGUAGCUAUCUCAGUGACGGUGGUGAUUGGCAGAUCACUCGUUUCGAAACACACGAAAGCAGAAAACCAAGGUCUGGUCCAUGCAAUUUUAACGUCGUUCAAUCGUUUAGCAGGUUUGUCAGGGCCCAUCUUUGGAAGCAGUUUGUACACCCAUAAAACAAUCAUAGGAUGGAUUCUUGCAGUUGUACAAGUGAUUGGCUUGGCUUUGGUUUUAUUUACUUAUAAGAGACUUAAAGUUGAGAAGAAACCAGAAGACGAGGACUGAUGAAAACACUGAAGUCAUUGAUUAUCAUAUUUUUCGCCAUGUUUAGCUUCUUUUAGACAAUCACUUUAACCUAUACCACAAUAACCACAUAAUUAACCCAAGGUGUUAGAUGACGGUCCGGUAUCUUUUAUAACCAUUUUUUUAGGUUAUGACAAUUUUUAUAUAUCACGAAUUUUUAAUACUGCCAGUGAGAAUAAAUUAGAGAAUCAACUA
This is a messenger RNA of Dendronephthya gigantea, 2178 nucleotides long. RefSeq lists its product as uncharacterized. Lineage: Eukaryota; Metazoa; Cnidaria; Anthozoa; Malacalcyonacea; Nephtheidae. The coding region runs from base 148 to 1965 and encodes 605 amino acids. The transcript has 2 exons. The record is from RefSeq and is a predicted model, not a curated record. Gene Ontology annotation, molecular function: transmembrane transporter activity. Gene Ontology annotation, biological process: transmembrane transport.